This is a messenger RNA of Asparagus officinalis (garden asparagus), 1487 nucleotides long. RefSeq names its product putative F-box protein At1g19160. The transcript is spliced from 3 exons. Lineage: Eukaryota; Viridiplantae; Streptophyta; Magnoliopsida; Asparagales; Asparagaceae. The record is from RefSeq and is a predicted model, not a curated record. Gene Ontology annotation, molecular function: protein binding. Bases 666 to 1349 code for a protein of 227 amino acids.
UUGAAAAGCCCAGGAGAGUUCAUUUUCAUUCUCGUCGCGCUUUAUGCGUCGGAGCUCUCGACGGUGAAGGGGCUUCAACCCCCAAACCGUAGCUCGUUGAGGGCGGCAGAAUCCAAUCAGAAUCUCAAUCGGACGCUCUCUAGACCGAUUUUUCAAAUUAAUCCAUCAAAUCAUGGAAAUUGCAGACAUGGUGAACAAAAAGAACCCUAACCCAUCACACGACGAAGAAGACCAAAGCGAGAAACAAGAAAGCACUAGAACGAGGAAGAAUAAGAAUCGGUCGCUUCCAAUUGACGUUGUGGCCGUCAUACUAUCAAGACUACCCGCAAAAGAUGUUGCGAAAUUCCGCUGCGUCUGCAAGGAGUGGUUUUAUCUAACUCAUGAUCCUUGUUUCUUGAAAUCACUGCGCGAGAGAUCUUCGAGCUACAUAAUUAUCAGCAAGUAUGUUGUUGGUGGUAGCAUCAACCUGUGUGAUUUCAGCAAUGCUGAUGUGAAAAAACCAACAAUGAGUACAUGCAGAUUAAAUCUGGGGAGGAAGUAUUACAUGUUGUCGAAUUUUGUUGAUGGCUUGACUUGUGCUUAUGCGGCUACCAGUAAAUCCCGUGUAUACUUGUUGAAUCCUAUGACUCGGGAGCUUCAAGAAGCUUCCAAGAAGAGCGGUUGUCAUGAAAGGCAUUCUAGAGGAAAGUUUUGGUCUUGGUAUUGACAUGGUUACGGGAAGAUACAAGGUAGUUAGAUUAGUUUCUCAUCCUGCAAGUCAAUGUUUUUACUGCGAGAUAUACAGUGUGGGGACUACGAGAUGGAGGUGUCUUGGUGAAGCACCUUUUAAUAUUCGCUACCACUCUGAUCCAGUUUUCUUUAAUGGAGCCAUACAUUGGCUUGGAGUAACAAGAGGCUGUAAUCAACAACAACCGAGUGUUUUCAGGUUCGAUAUCAAAGACGAGAAGUUUGGAUCAAUGAUAUCAACCCCAAAUCCCUCGUUCUAUAUGCACUUGUAUUGUUUGAAGGAGUGUGGUGGGAAGCUUUGGCUUGUAUUCUAUAACUCAGUCGAACUUUACUAUGAGAUGUGGACUAGGAAGGAUUAUUUGAAUGAUACAUGGGUGAAAGAAUAUACGUUCCCUACUAGCAACAUUCCAAGAUUCCUCAUGGGUCAUAAUGUUACAGACAUUGUAGACGGUGAGAUCCACUUUACAUUCUGUGAAGACGGAAAAUGGCAUGUCAUUUCUUAUAAUCCUCGUAGUGGAGCUUUUCGCGAGCUCUUUGUGGGAGGAGAGCAUGGAGAUCUUGCUUUCUACAAGGAAAGCCUUAUUUCGCCGAAGAAGUUGUCAAUGUAUCUCAGAAAUGUAUAAAAUAGAAUGGAAUGGAGGCGUUUAAUGCAUUGAAUGUGUUUGAAGUAUUUGUCAUGAUGUAGACGUAAAGCACCAGAGGAAUGGAACAUUUUUGCCGAUCUUGUAUAGAACUUUUCAUUUCAUAUUCUCACCAGAGCA